AUGGCAGAGGGAAUGGUAAAUGAAAAGAAUGGCCAGUGUGACAAUCUCAGAGUGUCUCUUCCAGUUCCUAUGUUUUCGCGAAAUGAUUUCAACAUUUGGUCAGUGCUGAAAAAUUGUAUCGGAAAGGAGCUGAGCAAAAUCACGAUGCCGGUUGUGUUUAACGAACCGCUCAGUUUUCUGCAGCGCAUGGCCGAGUACAUGGAGUAUGCAAAGCUCCUGCGUGUGGCCUCAGAGCAAACGACUCCGCUGGAGCGCCUGAAGUACGUGUCGGCAUUUGCCGUUUCUGCGCUGGCAUCGAACUGGGAGCGGCUUGGGAAGCCUUUCAACCCUCUGCUUGGUGAAACGUACGAGCUAAUUCGUCCUGAAUUUCGAAUCAUUUGUGAACAGGUUUCACAUCAUCCUCCCAUUUCGGCGUUCAAUGCCGACUCGGAGAGCUUUCGAUUCCACGGUUCGAUUCACCCGAAGCUCAAAUUUUGGGGCAAGAGUGUCGAGAUACAGCCAAAGGGAAUCGUCACCGUCGAGUUUCCUAAGCUGAAGGAGGCGUACUCCUGGAGCAACGUUAACUGCUGCGUUCACAACGUGAUUGUGGGUAAAUUGUGGAUCGAGCAGUACGGCAUGAUGGAAGUUGUAAGCCACCAGCAUGGGUUGAAAGCUACGCUCAACUUUAAACCCUCCGGGUGGAACAACAAAGAUUUGCACCGUGUUGAGGGGUACAUCACCGACAGAAACAAACGUAAAACUCACUUUCUCUAUGGAAAAUGGACGGAGUUUAUCAAAUGCACAGACUACGCUACCUACGAGGAUUACGUGAAGGAAAAUGGUCACAAAUUUAAGCGCAACGCCGACGAUCGUAGCAAAAGUCCCAACGAAUCACCCGCAAACACGCCACGGAAAGUGUUUUCCAAGUUGAACAGCUUGAAAAUGAGCUCCUUUAAAAGUCUCUCGAUACAGGAGCCUGACGAUCCUCCGGAACCCUCAGAAGGAGACAUCCCGAAAAGCGACUCCACGUACUCGAUCGAUAUUCCAAACUCGGUCACGCUGUGGGAAGCCGAAUCCCGCCCUGCCAACACGGCUGAGUACUACCAGUUUACGAAUUUUGCCAUGUCGCUAAACCAGCUGGAGGACCACAUGAAACAGCCACGAGCCCUUUGCCCGACAGAUUCCCGAUUGCGGCCCGAUAUACGGAAGCUGGAGCAGGGGGACAUGGACGGGGCGGCCGCCGAGAAAACGCGACUGGAAGAAAAGCAGCGGGAAAAUCGCAAAAAGAGCAAAAAGACGCAAGAUGAUUUGACCAUCAUUUUUCCCCGAUGGUUCAAACAGGACGUCAACCCCCACACUAAGCAAGAGGAUUGGAUAUAUACCGGCGGUUAUUGGGACCGAAACGAUGACAAUCUAGAGCUGGAUAUUUUCUAAAUGCUCUCUUCUAUACCGCCCACCUCCAUGGCCUGCGGAUACCAGCCAAGAGUAUCUUUUUAAAAAUUAAAACAGGCCAGUAACACAAUCUCGAUCUACCACAAAAGCGUACAAAUAAUACAGUUGUCACAUCUCGUAUUUAUGUUGCCGCCUCCAUUCGAAUUAUAAAAUAAAUGAGUUUUCCAAAAGUUUGCGAUAAUGUAAGGAUUUGGAUGCCAAAUGGUAUCCACGCAAAAAAAAACCAUUUCGUCACAAAAUACACAUGUGUAACCCCUUCUGUCUACUAAUUUCAAAAGAUGAGUUGCAUCUCAAAAGCAGUGUGUGCAACUAUUUGAUAUAUUUUAGUGAAUCAACACGGUAACACUUGAGACAAUAUAAUUUUAGAACUUAAGAAGUAUACAAGUUAAUUACCGUAACUGAAUAUGAAGCGUUAGUUUAACCAAAGGUUUUAAGGCAAUUUUUGUGUCAAUUAAUGACAGAUUAAUGCCAGGAAAUAAAAAAAAGUCUAUGCAAAUAUGUAUGCACUAGAUCUUUUCAGCAUAGCGACUGUGUAGCAAAAGCUGUUAUUGUGUAGCAAAAAAACGUUACAUAACAUAUAUUGGACAGUAAAUGCUUUAUAGAGACGAACAAAAAAGUAAAAUAUCAAGCAGAUGUGUCUAGCCUGUAGGAAAUUCAUUCAUCAUGAUAAUUUGCUAAAGUGUCUAAAACCCGAAACUGUAACUAACGUUACCCAGAGCGUAUCUAUACUUGGAAAUGCAAAUUUAUCUUUCCAUAACAUUGAGAAAUGUUACUGAAUAUACAUGACAAAUAAAGUCUACAUAGUUGCUGAAGAACAUAGAAAAAUCUCAUGAUUGCUCGACUAGAAUAAAUUAUAAAUAAUAGCUACAGAACUACAUACAAAUUCCGAAAGAGGUAAUUGAUUCUGUGGGUUUUGUCAGUAAACUACCAUUGCUUUGAGCAACACAUGCGAAUAAAACGGAAAAGCACAGCAAAUGUGACUACUAGCGACAAAAAAAACUUUUACUUACUUUACUCUUAUCCUUUUUUACGAUAUCCAACGGAUGGGCAUCAUUUCGAUAUGCAAAGUUGAUGUUUUAGGUGUCGCAAA
Messenger RNA from Anopheles nili, 2521 nucleotides. RefSeq names its product oxysterol-binding protein-related protein 2. The record is from RefSeq and is a predicted model, not a curated record. Gene Ontology annotation, cellular component: membrane; cytosol; intracellular membrane-bounded organelle. The transcript is spliced from 7 exons. Gene Ontology annotation, molecular function: sterol binding. NCBI's taxonomy places the organism in Eukaryota, Metazoa, Arthropoda, Insecta, Diptera, Culicidae. The coding region runs from base 1 to 1413 and encodes 470 amino acids.